AUGGAUCCUCAGCGCUUUUAUGGUAAAAAACGUCCUGCAUUUUCCAUCCCAGAGAGUAGUGAAGAUGAGAAGGCAUCGGAUGAUGAAACUUAUAGAAACCCAGGUCCUGAGAUUUUCAUUCCAGAGAGCAGUGACGAUGAAAUCGCUUCAGAUGAUGAUCGUGGAAAUGUAGGUGAAUUUGAAGAAAUUUAUUUAGAUGACGACGCUCUUGAUAAUGAUUGCGACGAAUAUAUUCCUUAUGAAACGGAAGAAGAAGAUAUCUCAAGCAAGCCUUCUACGUCAAAACAGCGCACAGGAAAUAAGAGAAAGAAGGUUAAAUGUGUAUGGUCUGAUGAAAGUAUGGCGUAUGACGAGUCACAUAUUGCGUUUUUAGGAUGCCAAGAUCUCCCAAAUGAAAUUAUGAAACUCGAAGCGCCCAUGGAUUUCUUUAAAUUUUUAUUUCCUUCUUCAGCGAUUAAUUUAAUUGUAAGGGAGAGCAACUUAUAUGCUGAUCAAAUCACCGAAAGCAACCACAAUGAAGUCACGGAAGAAGACAUACGUAAAUUUUUAGGCAUAAUAAUUUAUAUGUCUGUGGUGCAUCUUCCAACAACACGUCAUUAUUGGAAGGAAGGUACAUACAUUGAAAAGGUGGCUUCAGCAAUGACUUGUAACAAGUUUGAAGAAGUAAAAAGGUUUUUACAUUUUUUUAACAAAAAUGAUGAGUUGGAGUCCGGUGAUCCAAAUUUUGACCGGUUACAAAAGAUACGCCCUUUCCUUAAUAUAUUGCGUGAAAGACUGUUACAAGUGCCUAAAGAAGAAUACUUGGCAAUUGAUGAACAAAUGAUUCCUACCAAAGCACGUACUUCUGGUAUGAGGCGUUAUAAUGCCAAAAAACCACACAAAUGGGGCUACCUCAAUUAUGUGCUAAGCGGAGCCAGUGGCUUUAGCUACGAUUUUGAGGUUGAUACUGGAAAACACCCUGAUCCGCCAGAGAACUGCCCUGACCUCGGAAUACCAGGAAACAUUGUCCAGCGUUUGUUAAACACUGUUCCUCAAAAUCUUAAUUAUAAAAUUUUUGUGGACAAUUGGUACACUAGUUUGCCUUUGAUGGCCAACUUGCAUAAAAAAGGACUCCUUCCUUUAGGAACAAUUCAGCUCAAUAGAGCACCCAAUAUAAAUAUAGAAAAAAAAUCUAUUAUGAAAGAAGAAAGAGGAUAUUGUGCGGAAAAAUCUACCAUUUAUGAGGAUGUCAAAUUAACCGUUACUACUUGGGUAGACAAUAAACCUGUUAGCCUGUGUUCUUCAUACGUAGGCAAAGAACCCAUGGCAAUGGUGAAAAGAUUUUUAAAGAAAAAAAGGGCCAAAAUUGAUAUCCCUUGCCCAAAGGCUAUUACAAUUUAUAAUAAAUAUAUGGGCGGCGUAGACUUAUUAGAUUCUAUGCUAGGUUUUUAUAGGAUUAAAAUUCGAAGCAAAAAGUGGUAUCACAGAUUGUUCUUCCAUUUUAUAGACCUAGUCUGUGUAAAUAGUUGGUUAUUGUGGAGACGUAGAACCAAACAAAAAGGUGAAGACAUGUACAUACCCUUGCUGGAUUUUAAAUUAAUGGUGGCAGAAAUUCUGAUGCAAGAAGAUUCCAGAGUUUUUACACCAACUCGCAGAGGACGACCGCUAAAUGCAAAUAUAGAAAAUAUUAAAAAAGACAAAAAACGACGCCGCAUUGAAUUGCCUCCUGUUGAAGUAGCCGAAGAUGGCUUUAAUCACUGGCCGGAGUGGAAGACUGACCGACAAAGAAUAUGCCUUCAAAAUGGGGCCACAUAUCCAAUUUUUGAAAAUUUUGAUCAAGAUAUUCGAUCAAAAAUAUCAUUAUGUUUACAUGUAACUAUUGAAGAUAUAGAAGGAUAUCCUCGUGUGAUAUGUAAAAAUUGUAAUGAAACACUUGACGUUCUUUAUAAUUUUAUUAAUAAAUUCAAGGAAAAUUGCGAGAUACUACAAAAUGGAUUGUUAAAUGUCAAACAAGAAGAGAUAUCUUUAGAAAGUAGCGUAUUUCUUGAAGAAGAAGAUGAAACAGACUUCAAAUAUGAAUGUGUGGAUCAUUUGGACGAUUUAAAAAUAAUUGGUGUCAAAAAUGAACCAACAGUUGAUUUGAAACCACACAACAAUACAAAUUACCAAACUAAAUUAAACAUAUCACAAGUUAAAGUUAAAAGAAAAAUUCAAGUAGAAAAAGAAAAUGCUAGGAAAAAAGUCUGUAAAAGAAAACUUCAAAAAAAUAAAACCAACAGAAUAGCAACUUCUAUUUUAGAAGCUGAAUAUACAUGGACUGGAGAAGAAUGGUGUUUGAGUGCAAACAAAAUUGUGCUUCCAACCCAACAGAGUGUAAGGCAAUUGCAAAAAGUAAUAAAAACAAAAUUGCCUAAAGUAAAGAAACAACCUCCACCUAAAUUAUGCGAUCUUUGUGGUGAAGUUUUUAAAGAUCAAGAUAAGCUAUCGGUGCACAAGAAAAAAGUGCAUUUCAAAAAGCCUGUAAAGUGUCCGAAAUGUCCCCGGUUUUGUGCCUCUGAAUAUUAUUUGAAGAGGCACAUGAUGCGAAAACAUGAGAAUAAGAAACCGUUUGUUUGUGCAUCAUGUGGAAGAGGAUUUGCAUUUAAAGGAGAAUUAACAAGUCACUACAGAAAUGUUCAUAACAAGAACUUAAAACCUAAGAAAAUAUUUGCCUGCAAAAUUUGUAACAAAACUUAUAAGUGUGCUAAAUCAGUCAUUGUUCAUGAGAGAUCUGUACACACAGGUGAUCGACCAGCAGUAUGUUCAAUAUGUGGUACUAGUUUCUUCCAUGAAGAUUACCUCAAAGAGCAUAUGAGACUCCACACUGGCGAAACUCCAUUCAAAUGCCCCAUUUGUGGACGGGGUUACGCUCAACGGUGCAAUAUGAAAAGUCAUCUAAGAAUACACAGAGUGUCAGAGCUAGAUGCAGCUACUUUAAGUAAACUAAAACCAAAUUAUUUGAAAUUGCUUAAGUCUGCUUGGGCAACCAUAUCGAUAACAAUGACCUUCGAAGUUGAAUGUAAUUCUGACACAUUUUCGACAGACCAAGUUUUAACUACACCACUAGAAGAUGUGCAAAGUACUGGAGACUGA
Messenger RNA from Parnassius apollo (apollo), 3111 nucleotides. Lineage: Eukaryota; Metazoa; Arthropoda; Insecta; Lepidoptera; Papilionidae. The record is from the annotation of a GenBank genome assembly.